Molecule: messenger RNA, 1998 nt
Organism: Arabidopsis lyrata subsp. lyrata
Lineage: Eukaryota; Viridiplantae; Streptophyta; Magnoliopsida; Brassicales; Brassicaceae
Exons: 9
Coding region: 275-1786 (503 amino acids)
Source: RefSeq, a predicted model, not a curated record
AACUGCACAAGGAUUAAACCAAACCGGUUAUUUAAACCGGCGUAUCUAGAACCUAGGAAUCGAGGACAAAAAUACACACAGCAGAAGCUUUAAACCAAACUGGUAAUCUAAACCGGAUCAAGUUUUCCCCGCCAAAGCAAUUUUCAUUCCCAUUGUUCCAAACAGUUAAAAACCCUAAAAACUUUUCCGAUUUGCUCACUAAAAAUCUCACGAACUCUUCUCCACAAUCUCCUAGGGUUCCGAUUAUUUCUCAAUUGAGAUAGUUUCCAGCUCCAUGGCGGAACCAAAUCCCGACGACGAUGGUUCGAAGUCGUAUUUCCAGAAAACGGUGGUGCUGAGAGAUUGGUGGUUGGUUAAAUGUCCAAAGGAAUUCGACGGCAAACGAUUUGGUGUUGCUGGAUUCGAAGAUUCCGUCGAGACUCGAGCAAUGCGUGUGUUUAAAUCUUCCCCAAUCAUCAGAGCUUUGGAUGUUUUCACACUCUUAGCAUCUGAUGGAAUCUAUAUAACUCUCCGUGGUUUUCUUAACAAAGAACGCGUUGUUAAUAAUGGAUUUACCCCUGAGAUUUCUCGUGAAUUCAUCUUCGGAUUUCCUCCUUGUUGGGAACGAUUUUGUAACAGUUGCUUUCUUGGAGACUCUUGUGGCACUGAUAUUAAUACUGUCCCUUCGACAAUCGAUAAAGCUUGUCCUCCCAUUUUAUCACCAUGUAAGUACUCGAACGGGAAUGUAGAGGAUUAUCCAUCUGAGAGCAGAGAUAAAAGCAGUGUGACUGAGACGGAUAUCACAGAGAUUAAUGAUAAAGAUGGUUCGAGAGCAAGAGCUAAAAAAACUGCAAGGAGAAAGUCUCUUCAUCUAAGUGAAGAGGAGGAAAGGAAACUUGAAUCGAGUAAUGUCCAGAACACUACUAAGAGCGGUGAUGUAGAAAAAGAUGGAUGUGUGGCUAUCAAUAAUGAAGACAACGAAUGGAAACUCGAUGGCAGUGAGCUCCAGAAUUGUACUAAUGAUGGAGUUCAUGGUAGUGAACGUUUAAUUAAGGCUAAGAGCAGUGAUGUAGAAAAAGAUGAGUGCGAAGUUAUCGAUAAUAAUGUGAUAUCGCCAGCGGUUGGAUGUGGUAUUAAGUAUACCGGUGCAGAUAAUGUUGAUAAAGUAACAAGUGCGAGUGCUACUGGAGAAUCACUGACUCCAGAACAGCGAAAAGGUGUACUGGGAACGACAGCAUCUCCACAAUGCCUGCUUAAAGAUUUAGACAAGAGUAGCAAAUCUGAAAAGAAAGGAAUAUCGAAGAAAAGUAAGAAUGCUACUAAAGAAUCACUGCCGUCAGAACAGCGAAAAGGUAGAGUGAAGGUAACAAAGGCAUCUCAAGAUCCCCUGUCGAAGGACUUAAUUAAUAGUAGCAAGCCUGGAAAGAAAGGAAAAUCAAGGAAAAGUGAGAAGACCCUUCAAAGUGACAGCAAUGUGGUAGAGCCUAUGAAUCAGUCGAGGUCUCAAGUUGAAGAAGCUGAAGAAAACUUGUCAUGGGAAAAAAUAAAGAGGAAAAUCGACUUUGAUGUGGAGGUAACACCGGAAAAAGAAGUGAAGAAGCAGAAGACCAAUGCGGCGUCUACUGAUUCAGUGGGACAGAAACGGUCAAGAUCAGGAAGGGUGCUUGUAUCAUCACUAGAGUUUUGGCGCAACCAAAUUCCUGUUUAUGAUAUGGAUCGGAACCUUAUCCAAGUAAAGGAUGGGAGUGAGACUAACUCCACUCCAUCUAAAGGAAAAGGAUCGAAUUCUCAAAAGCCAAGAAGUUGAAAAUCACAUAAACUAUAUCAAACUUUGGUAAUUAAUUAGGUGUUAUGGUCUCUGACCCUGUAAUCAAUUUGUUGGGUCGUGAAACUCUCUUAGUAUUUCUAGCUUAGUAAUAUUUAUUUUGCUUUUUCUAUUGUUUAAUAAUAUCUAUGAAUUUAUUCAACGACCAAACUCAAAAAUUUGGAACUACAACUUAAUGCCAAAGCUUAUAAUGA